This is a messenger RNA of Helianthus annuus (common sunflower), 1603 nucleotides long. Its product is annotated as tRNA pseudouridine synthase A. Gene Ontology annotation, molecular function: pseudouridine synthase activity; RNA binding. The record is from RefSeq and is a predicted model, not a curated record. Bases 26 to 1372 code for a protein of 448 amino acids. The transcript has 9 exons. NCBI's taxonomy places the organism in Eukaryota, Viridiplantae, Streptophyta, Magnoliopsida, Asterales, Asteraceae. Gene Ontology annotation, biological process: tRNA pseudouridine synthesis.
CGUCAGAACAAGGGCGGAGCGUUGGAUGAUAUUAGCCUACCAACGGCCGUGGGCGGUGGCCGUACAACUUCAAUCUCAAAUCACCGUAACAAGAAGAAGAAGAAGAAAGUUCGUCCUCUCAAUGGAUAAUAACCUGACCACAAACAACAACCCCCAAACCAAAGACUAUUUACACUAUAACCACACCGAUUCUUGCAACGCCUCUCGUUGGACUGCUAGGGAGUCUUACGUGUUCAUGUAUGCCAGACCAUGGGAAAAAGUGGUCAACUUUUACUCUAACCUGGUCAACGGUCAGACUGCAUUGCAUCACUUGUUUGGAACCAAGUCACAGAACAUUUAUGAUAAUGCUGUUGUAGAACCUUCUGAAUAUGUUGUUACUCCGGCUCAAAAACGAGCGGGACGGUGGGCGCGAAUGAAUUUUAAGAUAGUUAUGUCGUAUCACGGUGGUUCAUUUGAUGGAUGGCAGAAGCAACCGGGGUUAAAUACGGUUCAAGAAGUGGUUGAGAAAUCUCUUGGGAAGUUUGUUGAUGAAAGGAAAGCUGGAUUACUGAAGGAUAAAGGUCUACCACUCGAAGGCAAUGUUGUUGUUGCUGGAAGAACUGACAAAGGGGUCACUGGUUUCCAACAAGUUUGCUCUUUCUAUACUUGGAGAGAGGAUGUUAGACCUGAAGACAUUGAAGAUGCCAUUAACAGCAUAUUACCAGGAAAGCUCAUGGUCAUAUCUGUUUCUAAGGUACCACGUACUUUUCAUCCUAAUUUCUCUGCAAAGUGGAGGCGUUAUAUGUAUAUCUUCCCUUUGAAUGCUGGAGAAACUGGUGAAGAAGAUGCCACAAUAACUUAUGACGGAAAAACUAGUGACCAAAAAUUUAAUUUUAACGAUACUAUUAUAGAAGAAAAUUUAGAAUCGCCAAUUGAUGAUGACAAAAAUGAUGCAGAAAGUAUAAAAAAACCAACCAGGUUCAAAGUUAGCAAGGUGAACAAGAUUUUGCAACAAUUAGAAGGAAAAUUAUUAUCUUACAAGAUGUUUGCACGUGAUACAAAACCCGCAAGAAAUACUGGUCCUCCAACAGAGUGUUUUAUCUUCCAUGCACGAGCCACACAAGUAACUUUACCCAUUGACGCAGAGAAAGGAGAAUAUUUAGAGACAAUGUGCAUUGAAUUGGUUGCUAAUCGCUUCUUACGCAAGAUGGUUCGGGUCCUCGUGGCAACAUCAAUAAGGGAAGCAGCCGCUGGUGCCGAUGAUGAUGCUUUGAUAAAGCUGAUGGAUGCCACAUGUAGACGUGCCACGGCCCCACCAGCACCCCCUGAUGGCCUUUGUCUUGUUGAUGUUGGCUAUAACGACUUCGAUUCACAAACUAGUUUUAUCUUAUAAGGUAAACCUUGAAGGUUUACUUUGACUGGACGAUUUCCUUUCAAGUAACGAGUUGCCAGUUUUGACCUGAACGGGUUUUGUUGUGUUGUGCGUCAAAUGGAGGAAUGGGUCAGACAGGAAGAAAGUCGUAUGAGGUCUAUUAUCUAUGUAUACAAGCAUACAAACUCCUAAAUCAGUCAUUUUAUUCAAAGAUUUAGAUAUUUAUUGUAACAAGUGAUCGUAAUUUACCCA